AUGGCAGUACACGUCGCUGAGAUCGACCAGAAUGGCUUGUUCCGUGCAGGUCAGAGUUUAACAGAGUUUCCAUCCUCUGCAUUUAAAAAUGUACAAUGGGUGAGGAUGUCACUAAUGCAUAAUCGCAUCAGUUUUCUGCCUCACGAGAUUUUUUGCAGCAACCUGGUGACUCUGUUGUUGAACUCGAAUACGAUUGAAGAGGUUCUGGAAGGCUUUUCGGAGACGCUGAAUGAGUUAAAGCUCACUGGUUUGCAAGAGCUUGAUAUGUGGAAGACGUUGUUUGCAUUUUCAUUGGAGUUCGAAACAAGUGAAGAAUUAAAGAAGGCCUCUUUGCAAGAUGUAUGCAAACUCCAUCGUCUCAAACGUCUGCGUCUAACGCUAAAAUCCCCAAUUGAGGAGAGAACUGUGGGGAAUCUAUUGGAAAUUCAAGAACUUUGGCUACUUUGGAUGCCCCAAGUCCAUCAAAAACAUCUACCCACUGACAUCCGGGCCAUGCAAAACUUGGAGAGGCUCCACCUGUAUGACUGUCACAUUGAGGGGAGCCCUGAUUUAUUCUCAGAAUUAGAAAAUCUCAACUACUUAAAGCUCAAAUCUUCCCAAUUACUGCUAACUCUUUCCGGAUUAGGGUUGGGCUGUUUAUACAAUCUGAAGGAAAUAGAGAUUGAGGAAUGUCCUCUGCUCACGGAAUUGGGAGAAGAAUUUGGGAGGAAAGGCUGCUUUCCAAGGCUGCGCGAGCUCAAACUGUGGAUAUUACCUUCUCUGGAGAGUCUGUCGAAUUCUGUUGAAAAGGGGGCUCUCCCCAUGUUGCAGACUUUGGCUAUAUUCCAUUGCAUUAAGGUUAAAGUACUGCCAUGGGGACUUGAUAAUGUCGAGUCUCUGGAACAGAUCAGAGGAGAUAACAAAUGGUGGAAUGAAAUUAGCUGGGAAGAUGAAGAGAUGAAGAACCAUCUUCAUGCUAAGUACGUGGAAAUCGUGGAAAUCCAUGAUUAUUAUCUUGUUUAA
Messenger RNA from Cryptomeria japonica (Japanese cedar), 1002 nucleotides. Its product is annotated as disease resistance protein At4g27190-like. NCBI's taxonomy places the organism in Eukaryota, Viridiplantae, Streptophyta, Pinopsida, Cupressales, Cupressaceae. The record is from RefSeq and is a predicted model, not a curated record. The transcript has 2 exons. Bases 1 to 1002 code for a protein of 333 amino acids.